AUGCAGGAGGAACACCAGGAGGUUUUCGAAGGGACACCAGAAGCCCCCUUCGAUGAAGUGUACAGUGAUGCGAACCUGUUCAUUCGCCAUCUGUCGCGUGCUGUGGAUGAGCACGAGCUGCGGAAGAUAUUUUCCCCCUACGGUGAGAUUGUCUCCGCGGCUGUGAUGCGCAACAUCCACACCGGCGAGAAUCUUGGCACCGCCUUUGUGCGUUANAUAUUUUCCCCCUACGGUGAGAUUGUCUCCGCGGCUGUGAUGCGCAACAUCCACACCGGCGAGAAUCUUGGCACCGCCUUUGUGCGUUACGCCACGGCGGACCAGGCCCGCGCUGCACUUCAGUACUGCCAUGGAAGCCUCAUACACGGCCGCACCAUCUCAGUGCAUUGGGCGAAGAAGCAGCACGACGACGCUCCUGUUGGCGAGGCCCGCAAGCAGAUCUUCAAGCUUUUCGUGCGGAAUAUACCACUCGACGUCACUGCGGGAGACUUGGCGCGCCUCUUCAGCCGCUUUGGGCCUGUCGGCAGCGUCACGCUACACAAGGACACUGCCAGCGUCAGAGACAAGCGGCUGGAGCGCCGCAUCGCGUUUGUAGCGUUCCUCAUGGAGGGUGUGGCGGAGAAGGCGGCGGAGGCCAUUCACAAUACGCGGCCGUUCCCCAGCAGUGGCUCCAUCCCGCUCAUGGUGAAGCUCGCUGAGGAUCUGCCGUCGCGCAGCCGCCGCCGCUCUGCCGCGUUCGCAGACUCGUGCCGAAAGGCCUCUGCAAGCGGGGAGCAGACAUGGUGCCACGCGGACGCCGCAACUUUUGUGCAACAGAGACCCCCUAUGUGGCCCUUGAUGCCGCUAUCGUCGGCACACGCGAUGUUCUCCCACUUCUACGGCAAGGAGUUCUUCAUGCAGCAGCAGCAUCAUCAGUAUCCCGCCUCGUCCCCUUUUCCAAAUGAUGGCCGAGCAUACUACAGGGAUAACCGGCACAGUAUGCAUCCCAUGAGGAUGCCGCUGUGGCCGUGUGCAGACAGAAGGUUCCAACAGAAGUUUAUGUACGGUCAACGUCAAACACCGUUUGGCGCUGCGAUGAGGAGAGGGAGUCAGUCGAGCAACGUUUAUGUAUCACCGUUGGCGACGCUGAACAGCCCUUCCAGCUCGCUCUACUCGCCAGAAUUGAAUGCGUCCACGUCCAUGACGUUGCGCCAGUCUACGUCAACCUCUGUCAGGUGGGGACCGCCAGAUGUCUCUGCUGCUGCACCACCGCAGAAAACUCCACUAAGCAGCUACGCGUCCAUAGGGUCUUUUCAUGGGACGAUUAACAGCAACAAUGACCUCUCUCUCAGCGAUACCACCAUAAUGACAAAAACAUUAUCAUCAAAUGGGGAAAAGAAGCACUGCACACGGUACACGCACAAUCCCUAUCGCGCACAGUAA
This is a messenger RNA of Trypanosoma grayi, 1419 nucleotides long. Its product is annotated as putative RNA-binding protein. Gene Ontology annotation, cellular component: ribonucleoprotein complex. The transcript has a single exon. The record is from RefSeq and is a predicted model, not a curated record. Gene Ontology annotation, molecular function: RNA binding. NCBI's taxonomy places the organism in Eukaryota, Euglenozoa, Kinetoplastea, Trypanosomatida, Trypanosomatidae. Bases 1 to 1419 code for a protein of 472 amino acids.